AUGAGGGUCUACACCCCCGCCGAGGACGACGGUUCCGCCGCAUUCUCUCACCCCAUGGUGAGGAACGACAGCAUUCCACACUGCGCCUAUCCCACCGUUCGACAUGACGGCAUUUCCGAAAGACGCUCUCCCUUUGAAAUCAAGCCAGAGGUUCACUACUCUUCCCCAUCGACGACUCAAUCGCUCGAAAUGCAGAGCCCCUUUAGCGAACACGGUGCCGAUGCUAUGAGCCCCCCAAGCCCGGCUUCUGAAAUGAAUGAUCCGCCAUCCACCGUGGACGUGAAUGCGCACCAUGAACCUUACGCCCAGCUCCUUUACAGAGCCUUCAUGAGCCAUCCAAGGCACGCUAUGACGCUUCAAGAAAUUUACCAGUGGUUUCGAGAGAACACUGACAAGGCCAAGGAUGAAGGGAAGGCCGACAAAAACGGCAAGGGUCAGGACGGCUGGAAGAAUAGUAUUCGACAUAACCUCAGCAUGAACAAGGCCUUUAUAAAACGAGAGCGGCUCCCCCCAAGUGAGAGGAUUGGAGAUUCCACUGGAGUUGGAGACUUAAAACGAGCGGGCGAAUGGGUGCUUGAAGGGUGGGCUAUCGAGAAUGGUAUCAAAAGUACGACAUAUUACAGAAACGGCAAAGGGGCUCGGCGGACCGGCGGCGGCAGGCAAAUCUCCUACAGGAACCCGCACGUUAUUCUCUCUUCUCGGCGUCAACAACCACCUCAGAACCAACGGAGGCUCUCGGGACGAGCAAUGUCAGGCCGAAAAGGGGGGUAUGCCUCGAGUCAAUGUCAGUGGAGGAGACGACUGGAGAUGCAGAACCAAGCUCAGCGGCAGUCGUCCGCAUUAAGUUCGGGCUAUGGGCCAGCUCUUCCUCCGUGGUCUGAGAUGAACAGGACGCCGGAGAUGAUGGAGGGGAUGGUGGGGGCAACAGGUUCCGCCCUUCGAACGGAGACGAAUGAGCCCUUGACCCCCCCGGAGGGAACACCAAUGAAUUACGAGAUACAGGCGCCUCCGGUUUCUGAUCCGAACGCUUCUAUAAUUGGGAGCGGCAGGGGAUACGGGCCAUGUCACUCUGGGCCGCUAGAUCUUACUGCAUUCGACCUUGCCGAGAUUUCUGGAGUCUACGCUGGCGGACAAGUCUUUGCCAAUUUCGAGAUGCGCACUUUCCGUGGGCGCCUCUAA
Messenger RNA from Scedosporium apiospermum, 1179 nucleotides. RefSeq lists its product as uncharacterized. The record is from RefSeq and is a predicted model, not a curated record. The transcript has 2 exons. Gene Ontology annotation, biological process: regulation of transcription by RNA polymerase II. NCBI's taxonomy places the organism in Eukaryota, Fungi, Ascomycota, Sordariomycetes, Microascales, Microascaceae. Gene Ontology annotation, molecular function: DNA-binding transcription factor activity, RNA polymerase II-specific; RNA polymerase II cis-regulatory region sequence-specific DNA binding. The coding region runs from base 1 to 1179 and encodes 392 amino acids. Gene Ontology annotation, cellular component: nucleus.